Molecule: messenger RNA, 249 nt
Organism: Oppiella nova
Lineage: Eukaryota; Metazoa; Arthropoda; Arachnida; Sarcoptiformes; Oppiidae
Source: the annotation of a GenBank genome assembly
AUGGCUCACUUUAGUUACUUACCGAAAGAAGUUGAGGACGAACUCAGAGCUAAUGCCAACGCCAUCGUCGCCCCCGGGAAGGGAAUAUUAGCGGCCGAUGAGAGCACCGGAACAAUGGGUAAACGGUUGCAAUCGAUCGGUGUUACCGACAAUAACGAGGACUUACGCCGACAGUACAGACAACUGUUGUUUUCGGUGGACCCGGAUGUGGUUACGACCUCUGCGACUCCAGAAUAUGUCAACAUUUAA